AUGGUGGAGGCGGCAGUGAUUCUACGAUUCCGGCGUUGCUUCUCGUUGCUAUCGCACAGGGUAGAAAUGCCCGUGAUUUCAAAGGCAAACCCGCUAUUAUUCGCUACAAAAUCACAAUUCACGGAGUAUUACGCACCUGUAAAUUCAGACGCUGUGGACAGAGCACCAGGAACCACGGGUAUCCAGGGCUUUAUACAACCGCAAUCUAACGUACUAGAAUCAGAGAUAGCUUGUAGGAGACAUAGAGGUGGUAAGGUCAAGAACAAACUAAGGAAUAUAGAGAAAAGAAAGAAACGUGAACAAAUUUUGCAUAAAAUAUCAUCAGAUGUCAAAUUCAAGUGA
Babesia sp. Xinjiang is the source of this 342-nucleotide messenger RNA. RefSeq lists its product as uncharacterized. The coding region runs from base 1 to 342 and encodes 113 amino acids. Lineage: Eukaryota; Apicomplexa; Aconoidasida; Piroplasmida; Babesiidae. The transcript has a single exon. The record is from RefSeq and is a predicted model, not a curated record.